Molecule: messenger RNA, 1401 nt
Organism: Chaetura pelagica (chimney swift)
Lineage: Eukaryota; Metazoa; Chordata; Aves; Apodiformes; Apodidae
Gene: DCPH1
Product: chromosome unknown open reading frame, human C6orf211
Exons: 6
Coding region: 1-1401 (466 amino acids)
Biological process (GO): DNA damage response
Cellular component (GO): cytoplasm; nucleus
Molecular function (GO): phosphatase activity
Source: RefSeq, a predicted model, not a curated record
AUGACCAGACACACUUUAUCCACGCCCGGCGCCUUUCCAGCGGGAGGCCAGGCUCGCUACGGCAGUCAUCAAGAUGUACGACUAAACCCGGCCCGCUCCGCCGACGGGCGCACACAACGAUCUUUUGCAUAUUUUACAAUUAAAGAUAGACUGCCUCAGAUCCUCACAAGAGUUAUUGAUACUCUGCAUCGACAUAAAAAUGAAUUUUUUGAAGAACAUGGUGAGAAAGGUGUUGAGGCAGAGAAGAGAGCAAUAUCUUUCCUCUCCAAGCUGCGGAAUGAGCUGCAAACAGACAAACCAGUGACCCCUUUAGAAGAUGAGCUGCCUGAUGCUGCGCUGUGGAACCAAUACCUGGACUACCAACGAAGCAUAAACAAUGGAAAUGGAGAACCAAGUUGGUUUCAGUCCCCUUGGUUAUAUGUAGAGUGUUACAUGUAUCGAAGAAUUCAUGCAGCAUUAGCACAGAACCCACCUAUUGACAACUUUGAUGUGUUUAAGGAAGGAAAGGCUCAAAAUUUCUUUGAAUCCCAAGAGGCUAUUAUUACCAUAUGCACUUACUUUCAGGAACUACUUAAAAACAUCAAGGAUCUAGAUGAAAAGCAACUUAAGGAAGAACUUUUUAAACUAUUGCAGGUGUCAUUGUGGGGCAACAAGUGUGAUCUUUCUUUUUCAGCUGGUGAAGACAGCUCUCAGAAAGCUAGUCCUUUACAAUCCCUGGAAAACAUGAUACCUUACGUCAUAGUGAAUGAUAUGGAAAAACUUUGGUCACUACUUGUAAAUGCCAAAAACAGACAUACAGAAAAAAGUAAGAUUAGAGUUGACAUAAUCCUGGAUAAUGCUGGAUUUGAACUUGUAUGUGAUCUUGUUUUGGCUGACUUCCUGCUAUCGUCAAAGCUAGCUGAUGAAGUCCAUUUUCAUGGAAAAAGUAUUCCAUGGUAUGUGUCAGAUACCACAAAACAUGAUUUUAACUGGACUAUUAAACAACUGCAGUCAGGUAAUCACAUGUGGAUGUCUAGAUGUGGGAUAAACUGGGAGGGCAAUUUGAAAAAGGGAUUUUGGGUUUACCAUGAUCACAUGUUUUGGACUUUGCCACAUGAUUUUUCCAAUAUGGCCGAAGUUGCUCCUGACUUGUAUGCUGAUCUACAGAAGUCAGACUUGCUUCUUUUCAAGGGUGAUCUAAACUAUAGAAAAUUAACAGGAGAUAAAAAGUGGGAAUAUAGUGUUCCGUUCCAUCAAGCCUUGAACAAGUUUCAUCCUGCGCCUCUCUGUAGUUUGAGAACACUGAAAUCUGACACUCAGGUUGGCCUAAAACCUGGACAAGGUGAACAAAUUCAGGCNNNNGAACCUGAAUGGAUGACAAGUGGAAAAUACGGGGUAGUUCAGUUUGAUGCUACUCUGUAG